CAGACACCGCCCUGACUGCAAGGCCGUCACUCGGGCUAUCUCCUGCGCCCCGGCUGCUCCUUCGUGCCCGCACAUCUUUCCAAAUGCAUAGCUCGUGCCCACACCACCUUGCCGAUCGCGGCUACGUGUACAGAUGACUACUUGCAUUGCAUGGCGGGGCGGUCGAAAUUACCAAGCAGCCAGAGAAAAAGAAGUAAGGUGAUGUCAGUGGCGAGUGUUCCAUCUCGGCCAUGUGCACGAAAGACCAUGUAGUGUCAUGGUUGCAAGAUGUCCAUGUGUGCAAGUUCCGAGCAUCAAUCAUUCUAGCACAUCCGAGCGUCGAUGGUUCAGCCGCGACUCUACGAUUCUCGAAGAUUUCUAGCGACAUGACUUCCACCCUGUCACAUUGGAAGAAGCAUUUACACGGCAAGCAUGGGGGCGUUGGAGAGAGUGAUGAAUCACUCCUGAAGACAAGCCAGCAAGAAGAGGAAUUGCCUGCGCGGGCACGACGGCCAGAAAGACGCUGGACGUAUAUUCUGUCUCUGGCAGUGAACGUCUUCCUGUUUAUUGUACUCUUGAGUUUGACAAUAUCCUCACCCAUCGUCAAGACUGUCGACCUGUGCCAGCAGAUAUACACACCAGUGGAAUCUAUCGAUUAUUCUCUGACCACCUGGGAUCUUUCGGAGCCAAGUAUCGAGGAUGACUGGACGGGACCGGCAACGCCGGAGCGAAACAAGAGGUGGAAGGCAUUGCACGACGUCGGUCGCAUACGAUUGUCGAAAGACCAAGCUGCAAGGCUGCACAAUAAGACUGCAGCGGCACAAUACGGCCCGGGGGAAGACUAUCCCGUGCUUAUGAACGUAUUUCAUGAUCUCCACUGUCUGGACUCACUCCGCCUGAUGACUGCGUAUCUGCUGGAUAGCGAUCAUGGCUGGAACGCAACGUACAAUCCCUACACGCUUCCUUGGCCGAAUGACUUUCACGACGGACCACACUCCCUUGAUUACGCUUAUCACUGCUUCAACGCGCUGCGACUAUCAAUACAAUGCGCAUCAGAUGUGACGCCGAUAGUUUUCCAGUAUCGGCAGGAUCUUGACAUUGUUGUCAAUUCCUUUGCCGUGACACACACGUGCAGGAACUUUGACGCGAUUCGUUCAUGGGCUCUUGAACACUCUUACCGUGAACCAUUCGAGAGGGAUGGUCCGCGAGAUCAUCAAGGCUUAUGUAACCCCGAUGGUUGUUAGUCCGAUUUGCGCCCUCGAAGAUGUAUCGACGGAUGAGGGAGACCAAGAGGCCUUGAUGCAGUCAGCGAAAGGCCAGGCGUGCGAGGCUGAGCUUCAAAAGUCGGAUUCCGAUCGAGAGAGAGUCAAGUCCGAUAUGAACGCUGGGUUUGCAGGGCACGAGUUUAUCAGUUGGGUUGCGGCAAUACGAUGCACUUGAGUUGGUGUGUCGUCAGGCUGUGAAGCCAAAAUCUCUCGUGCUGAACCUGGCGUACAGGUGGAAGACCAUGUCAAAAAGAGAGGCGAACGCAGGGUUUAGAGGUCCCGAUAGCAGUCUAGUCGGCAUGGAUGGAAAUCUGAAUCAAUCUUGCAACCACAGCGGCAAAUUUGACCGAGAGUGUGAUGCUAUCUUGGACAAGUGUGGUCUCACAUUCUUCACCGCGAAUCCAGUUCGAUAAAGCCAUCACGGUCGUCGCGAGACAAAGCUCAGGAUUCUCGAGGACAGGUUGUGAAAAAU
Messenger RNA from Neohortaea acidophila, 1716 nucleotides. RefSeq lists its product as uncharacterized. The transcript is spliced from 4 exons. Gene Ontology annotation, biological process: mycotoxin biosynthetic process. Lineage: Eukaryota; Fungi; Ascomycota; Dothideomycetes; Mycosphaerellales; Teratosphaeriaceae. The coding region runs from base 231 to 1223 and encodes 330 amino acids. The record is from RefSeq and is a predicted model, not a curated record.